AUGCGCGCUCUCGAAAAAGCUCUGAUGGGCACCCAUGCCUCCUCCGACUGCUGGGCCACUGUCCACAACGAAACCGUGGCCUGCUUUAGCGGUGCGCCUAUUGCUUUCAGCUUUGAUAUGGACACUGCCGCCGACUGCCAGCACUGGUGUGGCGAGGUUGAGAAGUGCCACUCAUGGCUCUACGUCGCCCAUUCCAGCCAAUGCGACCUUCACCGCAACGCGGCGCUGAGCACUUCGUUCAGCAGCGGCUUCACCUUUGGCGGAUGUGCGCCCACCCUUGCGAAUGCCACCGAGGCUUCUUCUGACAGCUCUGUGAGCACUAGUACUCGCGUGGCAACGGAGCCGACCGGUUCACCGGAGCCGAAGCGCGGAGCGGAUCACCAUAGGCGUCGAGCACAUGGCCGCCACCACCGAUAA
This is a messenger RNA of Aspergillus melleus, 417 nucleotides long. RefSeq lists its product as uncharacterized. NCBI's taxonomy places the organism in Eukaryota, Fungi, Ascomycota, Eurotiomycetes, Eurotiales, Aspergillaceae. The transcript has 3 exons. The record is from RefSeq and is a predicted model, not a curated record. The coding region runs from base 1 to 417 and encodes 138 amino acids.